GCCACGCGUCGGGGUCAGCCUUGCCAUGGUGGCGUACGGGCAGGCAGCUGGAGGCCGCUCCUGGGCCAGCGUCGCGGCGUGCGGCAAGGCCAAGGGCAACUGGAGCUACUGGGUCUGCUCCAGCGGCCAGUGCAGGGAGUGGAACUGGUGCUCGCUCUGGAAGUGUCGCAGCUGCGGCCGAGUGGCCCCGCCUUGGGUCAAGGCAGCCCAGCCGCCCGCGGCUGCCGCUGGCCAGGAGCCGCCCGUCGCCGACGCCGAGGGCUUCGUCGUCCAGCCCCGUGGGAGGAAGGCGAGGCGCCAGGCCAAGCGCACUGCUGCCCGCGCGGCCAGCGCGGGGGCCGCCAGUCGGGCAGGCGUCCGCGAGGCCAGCAGCGUGCAGCCGUCGGCCGUCAAGCGGCACCGCCAGGAGGGCAAGCGCAUCGAGGACUUCCUCGCGGCCCCUGGCGGGUCCAUCGGCGAUGGGCGCCUGCAGUCGCUGCGCGGGGCCCUCGACCGCGAGCGUCGCAGGCUCUCGGCAGCCGAGGCGGCGCUGGCGGAGCGCAGGAAGGCCGACAUCCCCCUGCCCAAGGCGCUCCACGGCGCAGGCAACGCCAUGGGGAAGCUGGCCAGGCAGGGGCGGGCCAAGGGGCAGGCGCUGCUCAAGGCAGAGGAGGCCCACGCGGCAGCCAUCGGAGAGCGUGAGGCGGCCAUCGCGCGCGAGGCCGCAUGCGCUGAGGCGGUCGAGGAGUGCCGAGCUGCUCUCGAGGCUCACCGCGAGGAACAGAGGGCCGCAGAGGCCAGGCAAGCCAAGGAGGUCGGCGCGGCCUUCGUCGGCGCGGACUUGCUCGGGAUGGUAUUCGGCCUCAGCCAGCAGGUCGAGGCCUUGCCCCAAGACUUCGCCGCGGGCAACGGGGAGGCCGCCUUCGCUGAGGUCGCCAAGCAGAUCGCAGCGGUCCGCAGGCAUGCCCCCCCCGAGGCCAGGGGGCGCUCAUCCUGGGCCGACACCCCCCUCGACGUCUCGGACGAGGACCUCGACGGAGCCGCUGACGGGCGGGUGGCCGAGACCCUCGACGGGCGCAGCGAAGCCAUGGUGUCAAGUGACCAGAGGACGAGGAUGACGGCACAGGAGGCUUGCAUUGGCAAGGCUUGCCUCGGGCCGCAGCCUGCCCCUGAGUCUGACCCUCGAGGACCUUGCCCCCUGCGUGCUGGCCUGGAGGUCCUGGGCUGCAGCGGUAACGUCUGGAACAGGAGCGUCGAGGUCCUCGAGGAGCGCCUUCCUGGGGCCAGGGCGCUGGCACGCCGCCUCGGCUACACCGCCUUCUUCCACGAGGCGGUGGCCACGGACCAGCCUGGCCCGAACGCCACGUCGGGCGGCGUCGCGAUCCUGGUGAGGGCUGGACUCCAGGCCGAGGAGUCCGCAUGCCAGCUCCCUGCGGCCCUGCGCCACCGCCUCAUCGGCGUAGAGGUGACGGCGCCGUCGGGCCUCCGCCUCCUGGCGUUGGCUGGGUACUUCCAGCGCUCCUUGGGCCCGCGGUGGAUCAACCUCGACCUGUUCUCCUCGGUCUCGGACCUAGUGGCAUUCUCGCUCGACUUGCCCUGGGUCCUCCAGGCUGAUUUCAACAUGGAGCCCGAGCCCCUGCAGGAGUUGGGCUGGCCUGCAGCGGUUCGCGGUCAGGUGCUCGGACCCUCUGAGGCGACCUGCUGUGCCCAGGGCUUGGAGCACGUCUACGACUGGUUCGUCGCGUCGUCCGACCUGGCCACGUGCACGGCGUCCUGCGCGACCACGCUCAAAGACUUCGGGCUGCACCCGCACUCUCCUGUGCUGCUGCGCCUCCAGGACGUCAGGUGCGAUGCCCUGGUCGAGGUGCCCUCCCGUCCUGCUCGGUUUCCAGCGGUGGAGGUCAGAGGCCUGCGCUCCCGCGAGGACGCCCUGGUCCAGGCCUUCACUGUCGGCAAGCGCGGGAAGGUGUCGCAGAAGGAUGUAGCUUGGUCAUGGGCUCAGGGUUCGCGCCCGACCUGUCUCUCUGCUGCCUUCGGCGAGUGGAUCGAGGCGGUGGAGGGCACUCUCUCGGGCAUCCACGGGAUUGCGCCAGGCGGCCUGCCGCGCUACCUUGGGCGAGCGGCAGGGCCCAAGACCAGGCGCAUGCCCUUCAGCGCGCUGGUGCAGCGCGAGGCCAGGUUGAAGUACAGCUUGCUGACCCACCGCCUGAGGAGCUGCCUAGCGGUCGCCCUCCAGAGGCUUCGCGCCGAGCAGGCCAGCAGGUGGCACCCAAACCACUCUUGGUGGUAUGAGCAGGAGGCUGCGGCGAGGGCGAAGCUCCUGGACGCGGCGACCCAGGAGGAGGCUGGUCUUCGGAGCGCGCCCCUCCCUGGAGCCUCCGGCGAGAAGUGGGGUGACCUCGCCUUCCACGCGGGGGUGAAGGGCUGCCCCACGGCGAUCGCCAAGCUGCAGUCGUGGCUCCUGGCGUCCCAGAGGCGCGACGCCGCUGAAGGUGCUGCCGCUUGGCGCGGCUGGGCCCAGGCGGCGGUGGAGAAAGGAGGCCGCCUGGCCCACCGCUUCUCCAAGGCGGCUCCCACGCCUGUGGUCAGGGACGCCGACACAGGGAGGCCCCUCGUCGGCAUGGGCGCCGUGGACCAGCUCACGCGCACGUGGCAGCGGCUCUGGCUCCAGGAAGGCUUCUCCAGCGGA
Molecule: messenger RNA, 2668 nt
Organism: Prorocentrum cordatum
Lineage: Eukaryota; Dinophyceae; Prorocentrales; Prorocentraceae
Source: the annotation of a GenBank genome assembly